CUCGGAUCUCACUUUUGCGACAUUCUAGAUGAAUUAGAAGGACUCGGAGCCUUGCCACUUCUGUUUCAUUGGGACUUAAUCGGAUCUAUUCUACGCAGCAGAGAGGCAAAGCAAGAAGAGCAGACAUUUUACCUACUCAGCAUCACCACCAUUCACCGAGGUUCAACAACUCCCAACUCUCUAAUCACUUUACUCCCCCUAGAGUUGUUGGGAACAUGAAGAAAGGAAUACACCCACAGAUGCAAUGGAUCUCUUACGUGACACAGAGCGGUAGAUUGAUGCACGUCAUGAUGACUAGAAUCCACCAUGUUGGCAAAGUCUAUCACUUUGGUGCUAAGCGUCAGCUGGCUCAAAGCAUUGGUCAGAUUGCCAAGUUCAAGCGCAGGUUUAACGAACAAGAGGAAGAAGCUACACAUGAGAACAACAACAUCCAGAACCAGAACAAGUAAACUGUAACUCCAACUCCUGUGUUGUUCUCUCCCUUAACCUUUCCUCAAAAACCAAAGGCUUUAGACAUUUCAUUUACACAAGGCAAUUUUAAACCUUGCUUCUCAUGAUUGAUUCUCAUGAUUGAUUCUCACUUUAUCUUGAGUCGCACUGUUUCAUCAAUAAAAAAUCCUGUCUUAAACUCUUACUGGCCAUGUGUAUUCUUUGAAAUAUGGAACGUGUUUAGUAUCAUCAGUUAAGAUGGAAUCAUUUCACUGCUCUUUUUUUUUUUCAUAUGUCGAUUCAAACUACCAAUGUAUCAUUUCAACAUAGGUUUGAUAAGGAAAUUACAAUGUAGUUCAGACAGAGCUAACCUGACAUAACUAGUGUGGUCCAUGUUUCUAGUAAGUGGGGAAGUUGGGGUUGACAUCUGCUGCCCAAGCUUCAAGUCCUCCAGUUAUAUCUUUGGCUGAAUCAAAACCCCAAUCACGAAGAUACUGAACAGCUCUCUGUGAAUCAUUUCCUCGCCUGCACACCACGUAGAGGCUCGGAUUAGCAUUUGCCUCUUGUUUUUCUUUCAGAGCUGAAGUAAGCUCAUCUAACCGAGCCUCUAAAUUUG
This is a messenger RNA of Eruca vesicaria subsp. sativa (arugula), 1045 nucleotides long. The record is from the annotation of a GenBank genome assembly. NCBI's taxonomy places the organism in Eukaryota, Viridiplantae, Streptophyta, Magnoliopsida, Brassicales, Brassicaceae.